Molecule: messenger RNA, 1248 nt
Organism: Trematomus bernacchii (emerald rockcod)
Lineage: Eukaryota; Metazoa; Chordata; Actinopteri; Perciformes; Nototheniidae
Product: diencephalon/mesencephalon homeobox protein 1-B-like
Biological process (GO): regulation of transcription by RNA polymerase II
Molecular function (GO): RNA polymerase II transcription regulatory region sequence-specific DNA binding; DNA-binding transcription factor activity, RNA polymerase II-specific
Source: RefSeq, a predicted model, not a curated record
AUGCAGCACUACGGGGUGAACGGAUACUCUCUGCACGCCAUGAACUCUCUGAGCGCCAUGUACAACCUCCACCAGCAGGCGGCGCAGCAGGCCCAGCACACACCGGACUACAGGCCCUCCGUGCACGCGCUCACUCUGGCAGAGAGACUGGCUGACAUUAUCCUCGAGGCCCGGUAUGGCUCCCAGCACCGAAAGCAGCGGCGCAGUCGGACCGCGUUCACCGCCCAGCAGCUGGAGGCCCUGGAGAAAACCUUCCAGAAGACCCACUACCCCGACGUGGUGAUGCGGGAACGCCUGGCCAUGUGCACCAACCUGCCCGAGGCCCGCGUCCAGGUCUGGUUUAAGAACCGCAGGGCCAAGUUUCGUAAGAAGCAGCGCAGCCUGCAGAAGGAGCAGCUGCAGAAACAGAAGGAGGCGUCCGGAGCUGCAGAGGGCUCCACAGAGGAGUCCAAGACUGAAACCACCACCAGCAGCACCGCCCUGGUUCCUGAGACCCCCCCCCCCUCCAUCCUCCUCCUCAUCCUGCCCACGAGCGUGGAAGUGAACGUCACCUCUCCUGAGCCGUCGGACAGCGAGUCAGCAGCGGAGGAUAACGCUGACAGAGAGGAGGACGAGAUGAGAGGGGAGACGAGGGGGAAGAGCAGGGAGGAGACGCAGGGGGAGGGGGGGGCGCAGCCGGGGAGCAGCUCCCCAAUCUGCAAACAGCUGAGCCCCAGACCAGACUCCCCCCUGAUCUCCCCCCCCUUGCCGUCCUCCAGCAGCGUCACCAGUGGUCUGGCUCAAGGUAACUCCUACGCCUCGUCUCCGCUCAGCCUCUUCCGGCUGCAGGAGCAGUUUCGGCAGCACAUGGUCGCCACCAACAACAUGGUGCACUACCCGUCCUUCGAGAUGACCCCGCCCCCCCCCCCCAUGCCCUACCUCGGCAUGAACGUCAACGUGCCGUCCCCCCUGAGCUCGAUGCCCUGCCCGUCCUACUACCAGACGCUGUCGCAGGCCCAGCAGGUGUGGAGCAGCCCUAUGAUGCAGGGGGGGCCAGGAGGUCUACCCGGGAGCCUCAACAGCAAGACCACCAGCAUCGAGAACCUCCGUCUGAGGGCCAAGCAGCACGCAGCCUCGCUGGGAUUGGACACGCACCCCAACUGAAGCUCGGGCUGAGCAUUCGCCCUCUAGUCAGGGCCGUACUGAUGAAUUAUGGGCCCUGUUUGCAGGAGGUGACUCUGGGCCCCUGUUUUCUUUCUGCUUGCUGCU